Molecule: messenger RNA, 10572 nt
Organism: Rhincodon typus (whale shark)
Lineage: Eukaryota; Metazoa; Chordata; Chondrichthyes; Orectolobiformes; Rhincodontidae
Product: suppressor of cytokine signaling 2-like
Exons: 1
Biological process (GO): phosphatidylinositol phosphate biosynthetic process; intracellular signal transduction
Cellular component (GO): phosphatidylinositol 3-kinase complex
Molecular function (GO): 1-phosphatidylinositol-3-kinase regulator activity
Source: RefSeq, a predicted model, not a curated record
UUCACUCUAUCCUUGUUCUUUCUCUUUCAAGGCUGGUAUUGGGGAGCACUUACCUCAAUUGAAGCACGACAGAUUCUGAAUCAAACCACUGAAGGCACAUUUCUAAUCCGGGAUAGCUCCAACCCAGAAUAUCUUCUCACACUCUCGGUCAAAACAAGCUCAGGACCUGCACACCUUCGUAUUGAGUACAACGAGGGAAAGUUUGGCUUUGAUUCAGUGGUUUUGGCAAAACCAAAGCUCAAGAAUUUUGAAGACGUGGUUGAUCUUAUCCAGCAUUAUGUCUUGUUGUCUAAAAGUGCCCAAACCGCACAUGACCAGUCACUUGCACCAGUGACUAAAGAUACAGUGAUUCACCUGAAACUGACCAAGCCCUUGUACAUUGCAACACCUUCAUUGCAACAUCUAUGUAGAAUUAUAAUCAAUAAAAGUACUAAGGCAAUCCAAGAACUUCCCUUACCCGCUAGAUUAAAGAAAUAUUUAUUAGAAUACCCUUUCCACUUGUAACUCAGUAAAGAGAUAAUCAUUCCUAAAAUGUGUGGGAGAGAAAAUGACAACAAUAAAUGACAAAGGGACUUGUUACAUGGAGGAAAUAUUCAACUGUUUCAUGUUAAUGACUGAGCGAGAUUUGGUGCUCUAUUGCAACACACCUAAUAGAUAAGGAAUUAAACUGUCCAUCAUUUUCAUGUUCGGUUUAAUUUAAUGUACACACAAAUUUUACAGUUUCUUAGUAAAAGCAAUCCGUUUAGUUUUCACAGUAAUUAUGGUAAAUUUUUGAUUUUUGUUCAAUAUUUCUUUUGACAGCUGUGGCUUGUCAUGGUAUACUCCACAUUGUAUACAACAUGCAUUCUUGAAGUGUGGUAUUUGAAGAAUAGUUUGGUUUGUGGUGAUUCUUGUGCCUCAGCUGGCUGAGGAUGGAAGUAAUCAAAAGAUAAAAUCCUGUAUUGCCAGUGAAAUAUUCCAGAGACAGUGUUGAGGAGAGCAUCGUUAGCAAAUUUUGUUGUGCCCCUAGCUUUCAGCUCAACUGCCAACAUGUACUAUUGAGAAUAAAAGAAUUGCUUAGUUAGUCAUUUAGACUGAAUAAGAGUACUGUUUCCUUGUGCUCCCCAAAGUGACCCUUACAUACUCCAUGUGGACAAGCUGAGGGCUUUCUUCCAAACAGAUUGGUACAUGGGGGGAUUUGGUUCUCACUGUGGGUUGCGGGAAAUGUUAACCAACAUUUGAUCUCGCUACCUGCUGUAUAAUGAAUUAUAGAGAACUUGUACUAUCAGCAUUUUCCCACUUAGGUUGAAACAUUAGACAAAAGAUUAUAUGGCAUGCCAACUGCCUAACAUUAACCUGCAGAAAAGGCAAAACUUCUUAAUGGUUGAGAAUGCCAUAUGUAAUGUGAUUUGAAAACUAUUAGUAAAUGAAUCAAAACAAUUGAGCACAAAAAUACUUGUGCACUAAACUUUUCCUGAAAAUUGGUCUAUCUAAAGCAAAUUGAUCUAGAGUUGGUGUUUGUAAUGAUGAUAGAACUGCCAGCAUUGACCAUCAUGACAGGCAACAACUUCUGGUAUCUGUACAUGCUCAGCUAAAUACAAAUAGCCAGAAGUUGCUGUCAAUCAUAUCCUGCACCUUGAAUUUGUACACGGUUGCAGUCUUUGCAGAUGCAGUCAAAGCAAUCAGUGAUUUGGCGUGAGCAUGAACUUCUUAUGCACUAUUCUUGCUGGAAAAAUAAUGAAAAUGUUAACAAUAUGAUUUUAACAACAUGCAAAAUCAUAAUUAGUGCUGAACAAUAUCUCUAGCCCUGAUAAUCUAAUUUCAUAUGUGUGGAGUGUAAUUCUCUGCAUUUCUUGAUUAAAAAUUCUAUAGGUAUUUAAUGUUUAAAAAAUUUAUUUCUCCAGCUUCUACCUUAAUCGUAUGUCCAAUCUUUUGUUUGCUCUUCCUGCAAUGAUUAGAAUGCAAAUAACAAGCCUUGCAUUUUACUUCUGCUUUACUGUCUGUACGAAUUUGUCAAGUUAGUCAACUGGUCAGUCAGCUUGAUGUCUUCACUCUCCCCUGACACUCUAGAUAGCACAUUUCCAUCUGUUUAAGAAACCAGCGCUAUAGAGUGCAGUAUUUCUUUGUGGAUGCUUUACUUGAUGUCAGUGGUGAGCUCCGUCCCUUCACUACUGGCUGCAAAAUCUGGGCCAUGGCAUUGCAUUGCAAAAUUGGAAUGAUGCCAGCAAUGAACUGAUGCACCAUGCAGCUGCUUUUCUACUAUAAUGUAUGAUGCCAGUAAUGCACUGGUAUCUGUAGACUAGAAAAGCAGCUGCCUAAUUGGCUUGCUGAUGCCUAAGAAUUCAUAGAACAGGAAAGGUCACUCAGCCUGUAAACCUUGUUCUAUCUUUGGCUAUGUAUAACACACAAACAGUAGUAUACUGUGAUCCAUUUCUAGAACUGUAGUCCCACCUGUCACUGACUUGCUCAAAUCUUAAUCUUCCAUUCUGCAACAAAAAAUCUAUUAUACCUACCUCUGGAUUUAGCAGAUGGAUAUUUACUAUGCUGUAUAUUUAUUUAUCCCAGAUACUGAUACAGUACAAAAGAUUAUCUUUUGAACACUGGCUGAAUGCUCACUUUGAAAGAAUGCUCCCUUUUACCUGCAUCCCUAAUUCUGUUAAAAUUUCUACUUUUAUUACAUAGAUUACAUUGUUUGGCUCAGUUGCACCGUACAUUUUUGUUUCAACUGGAUAUGAGAAUUUCUCAUAUUCUGCCAGAUAUUGUUUAAUGGAAGUGGUGGGAAUCCAAAUCUGGGAGUUAUUCCGACACUAUUUUGGGUUCAUGCCCACUGUAGCGUGACUGACUCUCUCAAAGGCAACUUUUUAAAACCAUUACCUUUAAAUAUUUUAGUGUUGUCAAAGAGUAGGAUGCUUUGUUAAAUGUUUGUUAAAAUUAAAAAAAAAACAGAAUUUGGAUCUUAAGUAGUAAUGCAGUGUACAUAUGUAGGACUUCACUUUGCCUGACCAAGGAUACUGAUGUAUAGGUGAGAGGAUGAAUCCACAGUAUUGAAAUGACACCUCUCUUAGCAAAAGGAACAGCAAAGCCAUAAUCACAAUACUAUAAAAUUAUACAGCAGGAAAGGAGGCUCUUACCCUGUAGACCUGUGAUGUUUUCCUAAUCAAAUUCUGUUUUGUGAAGUUACUAUCGAGUCUGUUGUGCCAUCCUUUCAGGCAGUGCACUGCAUUUCAGAACAAGUUAUUGCAUUAAAAGAAUUUGUCAUCUCCAUUAAAUAUCAGAAUUGCUUAAAUGAAAAUAUUUUCAAAACAAGUCCUUUUCCUGAUUUUUUUUUUGAUACCUCCAUUUAUGAAUUAUACAUUGGCCAAACAACUACAAAGGAUGGAAAAAUCCAGCCACAAAUUAUGUCCUACAGAUAGAGUUUCUACAAUAUUUUAUGAUAGUUUAAAAACAUUGCACAGAAAUAUGGCCCUGCCCUCAAACCAGAUUAAAUUAAUCACUGUUGAUUAUGCCUUUUUUGCAGUCUUUUAAGGAGGUUCUUAAAGUUUAGGGUUUUUUUAAGGUCAAGGACAGUAGUGGACACUUCUGAAUAACUUUUACAUUGUUUAUUGGUUUGCUACAAAACUACCAACUUUGCGCUAAGUAAUCUUGUACAUGAUUUGCUGUAUCUUAAGCAGUCAUUUUCAGUGAUGGGAAGGGAUCACGAAAUCUAGGGGCCCAGGCUAAUAUUCUGGGGAUGUGGGUUCAAAUCCCCACCAUUGCAGAUGGUGAAAUUUGAAUUCAAUAUCUGGAAAUAAAAGCUAGUCUAAAAAUCACCAUGUAACCAUUGUUCUAAAAGCUCAGUUGGUUCAUGAAUCUUUUCUUUAGAGUAGAAAAUCUGCUGUCCUUCCCUAGUCUAGCCUACAUCUGACUUCCAACUCACAAAAACAUGGUUGACUCUUUACUGCCCUCUGAAAUAUCAGAGCAAGUUCAAGGGCAAUUAGGGAUGGGCAAUAAAUGCUCCAUCUUGCCAGUAACAUACAUAUCCCAUUUCAAAAUAAAAGUUGUUAUUUAAAAUCAGGUUACUCACAGUGAGUAAGUAGACAUUCUUGUUAAAAUAUUUUGGCUGUUUUGAUGAAACUGCACCUUAAAUAUAUCAAGGAAUACAUAAAUCCAAAAAAAAUGCAUUCUAAAAUUUGUCCUAUUGCAAUGAUUCCUGGCAGAUUUUGUUUUCAGUUGUAUGCAAACUCAAACAUUUGAGACAGGAAACAUGAAAACCAAUGCAAUUUGUUGUACAUGGAUUACAAAGUUGAUUUAUUUUGUUAAACAGUUUUAAUACUCUGUUAAUGAUCUUAACCGUUGCAGGAGGACAUGUUGGUACCUAAGAAUUUUUGAACAGGAAGGUAGCAAAGAAAGCAAUUGUCCAUCUAGCAACUGAAAUGUAAUUACAGUUUCCGCUUUAAAUCAUUUGUUUUAUGAACCCCCUUUCACACUGUGGAAAUAGCUCCAGUAGUGUCUGACUGGGUGUAAUCAGUAAAUCAAACCAAAUAUCUGAAUUUCCUGAAGAAAUCAAUUAUAUAAUUUCUAGGACCACUUCAUGUUAGUUUUGAGGUACUUGGUAAAAUUACAUCAUAAAAUAUAUAAACUCAUUUGCAAGGGUAAAGUUGUGUGUUUUUGAACAGGUGAAACAAGAUAUGACUUUGAAGUUGCAACUAAUCUCUUUUGAACCAGUUAUUGUAGAAUAUAAAAUGAGAGGUGGAUGUUUACAUUGAAAGUUCAUGAAUCCAAAGUUUAGUCAAAUGCAUUCCAGCAGUCCUAAUCAAAAUCCUUGGAUGACACUUGACAUCUCUGAAACCUCUUCCUCCUCAACAUGUCCCAUGAUUAUAAUAGUACUUUUUUUGAGUAGUACAUCCUGCUAUUUGUGAGCGACUUUUCUUUUACCCUCCAUGCUGAACCUAUUUCAUUUUCUCAUGCCUGGAGCAAAUGGCCAGUAUGAGAAGCACUAAGUGGGUGUUGUUUAAAAAGUAGUGUGGGUUGUUUUGUUGUAAAUAUGUUUAUUCUUCAUAGAUCAGAAACCUUGUUAAUACUACCAUAGUAUAGACAUUGUAAUUAUUAGAAACUUCCUUAUUUAUUUAUUUAUUCCAGACGAGUAUGCACUUGUCUUCAAAUGAAGACUUUGGAAGCAAUAAAAUGCUUUGCAUUUAUUUGGAAAUUAAAUGCAGUUCUCAGAACUAACAUUUUGUUUAAUCAUUAAAUAUGUUGAUAUGAUUCUUAAACAAUAAAAUCUGCUCUGUAUUUGUCAUUAGAAAAUGAGAUGAAUUUAAAAAUAAAUAAUUUAUGGCAUUAGUUUCUUUGCAGACUGCGAAUAGGGCAAUACAAAUCAUCAUGAGCAAAAGCAUUUUGUAUGAAGUUGAAUAGUUAAGCGAAUGUUCCUUUUGAGACUUUUCCCUAGACAUAACUACUAACAGGGUCAUCACACAGACCUUGGGUGUGUUCAAACUUUCAUGAAGGUAAGAUGUUCUCUCUCCCUCCAGUAACUACUCCUAACUUCAGCUUUUAAUAUUUGAAGAGUUUUUUUUUUAUACAAAGCCAGUGAAGGCAGUGGACCAAAUAAUAGCAAUAUCAGAAAAUGGGUAUAUUUUGUAACAUGAUGUCCAAUUUGACUUAGUGAAUAACUUCUUUACAGUUGGAAAACUGUAUUUUGAUCUUUCUAAUGUCCUCUCUACACUUUAAGGAAGCCGCCAAUCCAAAUUACUAUUAAAAUUUGCAAAUAUUAAUUCUGCUGUUCAUCUUCAGUGGAGCCAGAUCAGAUUUCUGAAAAUGGGUUGUAGGCUAAAUAGAACUUAAGGCAGAUCAGAGCUUCCGCCAUUUAAUAAAAUUAUAAUGGUUCCUUAAGUAUGUUUGGAACCGUGAACAUUCCGUGAAGUGACAAGUCACAUCCAGAUUGGGUCACUGUACAUGUUAGAAAUUGUGUGUUUGGCUUUCACAUGUGAGAUUUAAUAUUUUUUAAUUAAUGCAGUAAUGAUUCCAAAAGUAUGAACAUUUUCAUAACUUAUUUGAUAAAAUAUAGUUAUUUGCAUUUUAAAUAGACAAAUGAUGAACAAAAUUGCCUGCAUUUAUUAUGUGGUUCAUGGUGCUAGGGAUGAUUUUAAGCAAUAAAAUGUCACAUUUUAACCAAAAAGGGGGCUGCUGUCCGUGGUCCUUGUGCAGCCUAAAAGCACAUAGAUACAUAUAUAUAUAAAUACAUACACAUACAUACACUUCUGCUGGAAGUAUAAAUUGAAUUAGAUCCCUGAAAAAUUCAGAUCAGUUCUACCUCGUGCAUAAUUUCACAAACUAUUAUAAAAAUUGAUCAGCAGUGUACAAAAAUAUGAAAUAAAAAUAAAGUGCUGGAAAUACUCAGGAAGUCUGGCAGCAUCUGUGAAGAGAGAAAAAAAUUGAGUUAACAUUUGUGAUUAAUGGCCUUUCAUCAUCAAUCUAAGAUGUUAAUUCUUGUUUCUCUCUUCCAGACCUCCCAAGUAUUUACAACAAUUUCUGUCUUUGUUUAUAUGUAAACCUAUGGAAAUUGCUUGAGUAACUUAUUUGUUGAGGGUACUAUCAAUUAAAAGAAAUCCAUGAUAGUUCAGAAUUUGUGGAAGUUCAGAAGAGUGAGACACUGCUUAACGUUGACCAAGGAGUAGAAUAACCAAGGGCCAGAUCAUGUACUAUUCAGAGAUCCCAAAAAAAUGGGAUCAUUAUUCUCAGUUAUGAUGUUGCAUGCUAGUGUGGAAUGCCUGUACACAAUCCAUGUGAUCAAAUAUCUAAGGGAAAAAUACUCAAAGUGGGUCAAGAGAUUAGGUGAAAGAAUUGUGGUGUUGUCUGUCCUACAUACAUGUAGUAAUUUAAUGUCUUAAAAUAAUUUGCCAAAUAGUUGGGAAUAAGUUCUAUUGGCAAAGUACCAUUAUUAUCACUUUUAGAGUUGAUUUUAUUAAAAACUGAAAGCUGCAAGUUCUGCCCAAUAAAUACACAUAGUUUUGGCCUGUUUUGUGAGUGGCACUGUUUGUUUUCAGUUUGUGGCUGCAUUGUUACACUAGUGCCAAGUAACUCAUAGCGGUAAAUAUUCCAAUUUGGACAGGGUAGAUGGAAGUUGGCAUUAUGCAGCCCAUCUGCUUGAAUCUCAAAUUAAAGAAAUUUGAGCUUCUAGCAAAUGGCUUCCUAAUUGGUGGAUAAUGCUUAGAAAGAAUGACAAGCAAAUUGAAUGGAAAUUGAAAGCAAUAAUUUCAAUACUGCUGAGUUGUUAGCUAGUUAUUAACUUACAGGAUGAAUGGCAAAAUUGAAAUUUAUUCUAUAUUUAUGAAUAAGAUUGAUUUAAAGAAAAAUAGUUUGCAUUGAGGAGUACUUUAUUUAUUUGCAACCUAUAACUAAAUGUCAAAUUUUCAGGAAAAUCAUGUAAAAUAUUAGGAAAAUUUUAUAAUUGCAUCAAUGCUGUACCUCUGAGGAGGUCUCCCAGUUCCGGACUCAGACUACUAUCAACCAUUGUUUCAAUUAAUGAUUGACUAUCUACCAUUGACUGGUAUGAGCACCUUUUUGGAUUUUUUUUAGAGAACUGCAAAUCAUUCAGUGUUUAAAGUACUUUGAAGCUACUCAAGGAUACCAUGAAACUAAUUGAAACUAAUCUUCCCUAACAGCUUAUGAAGCUUUAAAAGCAAAAUAAUGCUUUUAGAUGUGGGUAAACUAUGCAGAGAAGGUGUAUCACAUUGAAAUUUGUUUGUUUUUGUAUUUUUCUGCUUGCUAGUUGCCAUUGAAUCUGUUGCACCCAAACAACUGUUGCUACUGUUGACUGAUAUGAAGUCCCACCAUUGCAGCAGCCCACUGAUAAUCGUGGUUGCUAUGUAUGGGUGCUUCUGUCAUCAAUCAAGAUUACUUCGGACAGUCUAGGAAAUUGCAAAGAUAUUCCUCUUUUAUUCUAUUUAGUGAUACAGGAUGGAUGCAGAUAGAAACUGCUGUGGCAAUAAAUUAUUCUUGAGUUUGAUCCUAAUGAUUUCUGAUAGCAUAGAAAAAUCAAAUUUCCCAAAGCUUGAUGCAUACCAAAAAUCAGUCCCAAAAAUGAUUUUUUCCCAUCAUUGUAUCCUAAUGAUGAAAAGUGUAAACUUUAAAAAUAGAUUUUUUUAAAAUCAGAUUUUUCAUUAAACCACCAGAUUCCACAUAGCAUUCAGAAGCACUGCAUUUGAGAGAAAUGUGGCAUUUUAUAUUAAAUGUUCAAAUCUGAAAUGCUUUGCUAGGCAGACAGUAUUCUACCAGAUAUUAUUCCUGAGUGCAUUUGUGACAGAAAACUGCAUGAGUAAUGUAAUGUGUACUAACAAACCAAUUUCAUAUUUCGUGAGUGACAGUUUUAUAUGCAUGUGAUUCUUUUUUCACUCUACAAAUGGGGAUGAUUCAACCUGAAAAGGGUAUUCAUACUAUUUAUAAAGUGAGUUUUAAUCGAUUGUUUGAUAUACUCUGUGUGCAAGGAGUUUGAAUUCCACCUGUGUUUUAUAUGGAGAAAUCCCUUGCAUUUUGCAUAUUCUGUGUCAGAAUACACUCAACAGUUAUCUCAAAGACUAUAAAUUUCAACCUUUGAUGUCAUAUGUCCAUCAACUACAAACUUGAGUUUGCAGAUCAUGAGUUUUCUAAAUAGAAAAGGUGAAAAGUAGCAAUUCUUUUGUUAUAAAUCUUUCUGUAUGUAGAAAGUUAAUGAUUUUGGAUCUAAUAACUGAAAUGCAUAUUGUGCCCCAUUUUAAUUUCAGUUGUACAUGUGAAAUACUCUGGAUCAUGUAUAAUGAUUUGGAGUGAACACCAUUUUAUAAUUCCUGAAUAUUGUACAGAUGAACUGGUACAAACGUCAUCAAGUUGAAGAUCAGCUGAAUAAUAUAACUCAAUUUUGAGCAUUUGUUCACAGUGCACCUUACUUUCAUUUCACAGACUUCUAGUCAUGUGAACUGUAGGGUACCUUCUGAGCUGAAACUGUCCCUUGCAAAUCUUUUGACUGAUAGCCUCCAAUUAUAGGAGGCCUUGUUCUUCUGAAGAAGAUCUUCUGCUCUCAGGAGGAGUUUGAUGCUCCAAUCCCUUGUACUAACACAGUGUGAUGAUUUUAAGGAGCUGAUUUAUCAACUACUGGGACAUGGCCAAGUUGUAAAAAUGGUGCACAUUAGGAAAAAAUCUUUUAGAUUAAUAUAAAAUCAACAUGUUGGUGCUAAAACAUUUUGGUUAUUAGUGCGCAGCUGUUUCCUGGCAAUUGCCAGACUUGCUCUUAUCUACCUUAUAACUAUGUGCUGUUGGUCACUAAGAUUAUCAUGAUAGCUAUUCAAUUAUUAAUAGCAUUCUUCUGACAAAAUAAUAUAUAUGAUUUCUACAUUUGGAAAUAUUUUUAAUAGUAUCUUUAAAAUUCAAUGUUGAACUCUGGUUUAAAUGGGUUCUUUACAUCAUUGUAUGGCAGGUUUUUAAUAAUUGCUAAGAAGGGCUUAGCACAUAUAUUGUUGUGAACAGGGUGUGUUUUUUUAAAAAAUCCCAAGCAGUUUAGAAAUCUUCAAUUUUCAAAUUGUAUUCCUAGUCUCAAGUAGGUAUUGGUUUGACCACUCUUAUGACUGGUAAGCCUGGGUAAAGUGUUUGCAUGCAAGUGUUUUCAGGUCUGCUCACUUUUCUUUAGCAGACUGUCUGAUAAAAGCACAAAUUAAAAUAUAAAGGAUUCUGUUUACAAUGACAUAUGUAUUGAAGUAUGUAAUUCUUUGCUUUUUUUAUAUUUUUAUAUCAUUUAUGAAAUAUGAAUUAAAUUGAUAAAUCUGAAUAAUUUCUCAGUGACUAGCAGAGUAUCUGAUAUUGCUGACUUUUAUUUUGUAUCAAAUCAUGGCUGCAUGGGGAAUUGGUGAUGCCACAUGGUAAUGGAGGCAAUUAGCUAACUGAGAGAAGUCAGCUGGCUUGGCCAAACAAAUCUAUCAUAUUGUUGAGAAAGCUGCCUUUUUAUUUCUGUAGCACAACGUGUGCAUAGUAGACAAGACCAUCUUCAGUUAAUGAUCCAUUUAUAUAUUUUCGGUAUGCAAGUAUUCAGGAAAUAAAAUGUUGGACAUAUUCUAAGUUAAAACCAAUGUCUAACAUGUUGUUUCUUGUGUAAUGGAAAGAUGUUUUAAAAAGAUCUAAAAUAAUGAGCAAGUACAGCAGGUAGCACUUUAUACAUCUCCAUGAUUAAUAAAAUGUUGUCAUAAAAAGAGAAACAUCCUUGACAUUGCUGCGAUUUUUAUGCUAGUUUUUGAAUGUGAUCAAACUUCAGUCCACUAUUCACAUUGGGAUUUACCAGCAGACAAGUGGGGGAGCAUACACAUAAAUACAUACUAAACAUAAUUACAAAAAAAACUUGUGUUAGUGUGUUUGACCUUAUUUGUAAUUCUGUAUUAAAGUAAGUCUUUACCUCGUCAAUUGACUUUCUGAAAAUGAUGCUUGCUGGCUUGAAAACUUUAAUAUACUGCGUUAAAUUCAAUUGAUAGUAUUGUUUGUUACAUUUCUGGAACUGCAGGCUCUGUACAGUAUAUUCUGUCAUGCUGUGUCUUUUUGUUUGCAUUUUGUGAACCUUGUUGUAAUUCACAAUCUAAUAAAAUACUGCUGAUUUUA